AUGUUCGGAGGUCCGCGCAGAUUUCUUGAAUCGCCCCUGGAGGCGCCGCCAGGAGGGGUCACAGCGCCGAUCGAAGACAUCCGCGCGGAGUUCCGACAUGUUAUGUUCAUGCAGCGCUGUCUGAUUCGAGGCAUGGAGGGCUACGAGAGGCUGCCGAUCAACCGCGCCGAGCCGCUGAUGCGGGCGCUGGUGGACCGCGGCCCCGUCGUGGUGGCCCUCGCGGCACGGCCGUGGUUCGCCUACGGCGGCGGCAUCUUCGACGCCUGCAGCAAGGGCGCCGAGAUAGACCACGCGGUUGUGCUCCUGGGGUUCGGCAAGUCCGCCGAGACCCCUUACUGGCUGAUUGCGAACUCCUGGGGAUCUGGCUGGGGCGAGGGGGGGCGGAUACGCCUCCUACGCCGGAGCAUCGAGGAGGAGGAGGCAUGGUGCGGAAUGGACCGCCACCCCGAGCUGGGGGCCGCGUGCUCCAGGAACAGGGAUGGCAGCUGGAAGCCGAAGCCGCUGGCCCCCGUGGAGGUGUGCGGCACCUGCUCCCUGCUGUACAACCCGGUGGUGCCGCACUUCGCGGGCUCGAGCCGGGCCGCGACCGAGCUCGCUGCCGCGCGGCAGCGCUGUGGCGGGGACCUCCAGGCCGUCCCCACGGAGACCAUCGCCCUGGUGAGCUCCUGA
This is a messenger RNA of Prorocentrum cordatum, 669 nucleotides long. Lineage: Eukaryota; Dinophyceae; Prorocentrales; Prorocentraceae. The record is from the annotation of a GenBank genome assembly.